This is a messenger RNA of Fomitopsis serialis, 1576 nucleotides long. RefSeq lists its product as uncharacterized. The record is from RefSeq and is a predicted model, not a curated record. NCBI's taxonomy places the organism in Eukaryota, Fungi, Basidiomycota, Agaricomycetes, Polyporales, Fomitopsidaceae. The transcript has 3 exons. The coding region runs from base 169 to 1350 and encodes 393 amino acids.
UCGCUAAUAGCAACCACGACCUGCCGCUGCCACUCAGUACUCAGUACUUACUCAACUGCCACUACUAUUUUCUACUGAAGCUGCGGAAAAUUUGCGAUUUGGCCGUAUUGUCUCGGCAAACAUUCUGAAACUUUCGAACACCAACUCCGAAUCUGAAGUUUCGAUGAUAUGAGCGCCACUACUGGUCCUAAUCUGUGGGCUUGCCGUUGGAACUGGUGUGCGCAAGUCUUCGAGCAUGCGCCUGACCUGUUGGAUCAUCUGAAGACGGAGCACUUCACGCGUAUCCUCCGAGUAGAGAAGAAAGAUUGGGACAUCUACUUACGGUCCAAUGAAGGGCAGAGCGGGAUGACAGAUAGUCUGCUGCAGGGAAUUCCUACUCAGUCGAGCGAAUUCACCCAGCCCAAUGCCCCUACGGAAAAUGAGAGUCUGCAAAGUGAGCGAGCGCAGUCUACGCAAGAUCGUAGGACACCAAACCAGCCACCUGGAGUUUCUCAGCCUGAGAAUGAUUCAGCUAUCCAGUCACAGCCAGAACUCGCAGUAGACAGCGGCCAAGAAUCACCUUCACGUGGAUCUCCUAUCCCAGCUGAAGAACUGUACACUCCGCCCCUGAAAAGAGGACGCAGCUUCGCAGACUGUGAUGCCGCCUCAUCCCCUAUAACAACCCCGAUGGCGUCGCCCUUACCUCCCACUCCGCCCCUGCACUCUCGCGUCGUUGACGCAAUCAAUUUCGCCGCCUCCCAAAAAUUCCCUUCUCUUCCCCUGCCACGCCGCAACCCGCCGCAUCUGCAUAAAUCACCUACGCCCCUCCCCCUCCCACGCCGCACCGUGAGGGUCCCUGCACCCCAAUCCUCGCAAGGCUCGUCAGCGUUUAGCGCAUCGCAUAGCGCCAACGUUAGCGUGGACUCGUCGACAUCCGCACGAGACGUCGAGACGCAGCUCACAGGGGAUGUUGCGAGUCCUACGCCCUCUCCAGUUCGCGCUGGCUCUCCUCAAAAACAACCGGCGGUACAGCCACAAUCGUACCCUAUAGAGCCGUACCCGCCCCUCCAGACUCAGGCUCCGUAUGUUGACCAAGACUCUCGUGCAGACGAAGAUGGCGCCAAGCGCCGCUUCAGCUCAGGCAAUAUGAUCAUUCCAAUGGAGUCCUCAAGUCCCCUACGACCGAUGUCCCAAACCCACACGCAGCCCGAACCCGAACCUCCGGCGACACAAGCACACUUCGCUUCGCAGUUCAACUCGGGCUGCCUCUCCCUCCGGCUGGAUUCGGAACCGCCGGACGCGAUGGACGUGGAUGAAGGCUUGUGGCCUCCGCUGCAGCUCCAGACCCAGGCUGCGUAUCUGAGCCAAUGAUGGCUUGGAUGAGAUUCUCCAAAAGCUUCCGCGUCGACGCAUCCCCGAGGCGUGGCUUGUUUGGCAGGGCCAUGUCGGCCGUACCUACUCCCGAAUCCGUCUACUCGUCGAAUUGAGCACGCCGCGGUGUGCGAGAGGUUCGUUGUACAGAUGGUCGGAGGGUCUUGCAUUGCGGGAGCCCGUCAUGUACCUCCAGUUGUAUUGAGGAGUCGUUAGGAUCGUAUGG